CUGGUGCUAGCUGUGUCUCUCCCUCGUCUUGGCAUGUGACCUCCCCACUCUCUCACUCUCUUUCUCUGCUCAGCUCAGUUCGGUCUUCUCUCUGUUUCUCUCUCUCUCGGUCCCUAUCAUUCCCAUUGCCCAAUUUAGCGCACAAACGAACCGAGCCGACCCAUCCGUCACGCUCGCGCAGCGGCGGCGGCACGGCGCGCAGCAGAAUCGGAAGCAACAAAAACGCGAGCUAAAAAGGGUAGCAAGCGCGCAAUCCCCGGCGCCGUGCCCCCUACAUCAUCGCUCGAGCCCUCGGCGUUGCGCCAUCAUUCGCGCGUGUUGCGUUGAUUCGUCCAACGCGCGGCGCGGGUCCCGGCCAUGGCGCAGCUGCCGCCCAAGAUCCCCACCAUGGCGCCGGCCUGGCCGGAGUUCGGGGGCGGGCACCACCACCGCGCCCACCAUCACCAGCGCAGCCCCUCCGUGGGCGCGUUCCUCGCCGCGCCCGUGCCGCCGCACCCGCCGCAGCACGCGGCGAACGGGGCGCAGCACCAGCAGCAGCCGUCCUGGGUUGACGAGUUCCUCGACUUCUCGUCCGCCAAGCGCGGCGCCCACCGCCGCUCCGUGAGCGACUCCGUGGCCUUCCUCGAGGCCGUCCACGACGACAAUGCCGGCGUCGGGGCGCACGACUUCGACCGCCUCGACGACGACCAGCUCUUGUCCAUGUUCGCCGACGACCUGCCGCCGCCGCCGCCGCCGCCGCCUCCGCAGGCCGCUCCCGCGCCCGCGCCCGCGCCGAGCUCGACGUCGCCGUCCGACCACAACAGUUUUAACGACGAGAAGCGGGACAAGGGCGAGACCGAGGAGGCGCAGAGCGAGUGCCACGGGGACAGCACCAGGCAGCCGGCCUCCGCCGCCGCAGUUGACCCCAAGCGCGUCAAGAGGAUCCUGGCGAACCGGCAGUCCGCGCAGCGGUCGCGCGUGCGCAAGCUGCAGUACAUCUCGGAGCUGGAGCGCAGCAUCACGUCGCUUCAGACGGAGGUGUCGGCAUUGUCCCCGCGCGUCGCGUUCCUCGACCACCAGCGCUCGCUGCUGACGCUGGGGAACAGCCACCUCAAGCAGCGCAUCGCGGCGCUCGCGCAGGACAAGAUCUUCAAAGAUGCUCAUCAGGAGGCACUCAAGAAGGAGAUCGAGAGGCUGAGGCAAAUCUACCACCAACAAAGUUUCAAGAAUAUGGAGUCCCCAGCGCCCGACGCGCCCCCGAUCCGCAGUGACAAGGACCUGAUCGCCGGCGAGGGGACCGCCGCGCCCUCGUGAUGGCGCGGCACGGAGGCCAUCCGGUCCCUGUAGUACGUGUGGCCUACUGGCCUCUGCCUCUCAUGACAACGAGGUGGUGGUGUUAGGAUUGGUGCAUUGUUUGGGGUGUAAUGUCAAUGUGAUGUAAAAAAAUCAAACUUUGAAUUGUUCAUUCCGGUUCGUUGGUUUGUUCAUUCUGCAUCCUCUGCUGGCUGCUGCUCCUCCUGAUCCUUCCACUUCCCUGAUUUUUAAUUUUGUUUCGGCAUUUUGGUCGAAGGUUUGUAGGUAAAGAAUUGUAAUUCAGAUUGGUCGAGGUCAAUUGUUUGUUUGGGUGGUUUGUGUGAUCAAUCAAAUGUAUGUUUUC
Molecule: messenger RNA, 1636 nt
Organism: Phragmites australis (common reed)
Lineage: Eukaryota; Viridiplantae; Streptophyta; Magnoliopsida; Poales; Poaceae
Product: basic leucine zipper 2-like
Exons: 4
Coding region: 358-1293 (311 amino acids)
Biological process (GO): positive regulation of DNA-templated transcription
Cellular component (GO): nucleus
Molecular function (GO): DNA binding; DNA-binding transcription factor activity
Source: RefSeq, a predicted model, not a curated record